Molecule: messenger RNA, 618 nt
Organism: Cooperia oncophora
Lineage: Eukaryota; Metazoa; Nematoda; Chromadorea; Rhabditida; Trichostrongylidae
Source: the annotation of a GenBank genome assembly
AUGGAAAGCGAAAUGGCUGCUGGUCGAAAAAAUAUGGAUCGUAUGCGCAAGGAGAAAAUCGAUCAAGAAAAUGCCCUUGAACACGAGCAAGAGCUUUUGUUUAACACUCUCGGGAAGCAAAUGGAUCAAUUGAACCAAGAGAAAAGAAAGAUGCAGGCGAGCCUUCAAAAGGCCUAUUUGAAUGGUUUCAUCGAGCCUGAUGAUGAUGUUGUUGGUUCUCUUAUCAACCAAAGUGAAAACAAUGAGCGUGGCCCUAUGGAAAGCGGUAAUCGCAGCGGUUCUGAGGUUGCGAGGCUGCGUUCACACCUCAGGCGCGUGGAGCAUCAGUUGGCAGAGAUGCGAGAAAGAGACUCAAACAAAGCGGCUCAAAUUCGUCAGCUCGAAGAUGUUAUUAGCACCUUACGCAAAGAGAAAAACGAAAUGUCGCGAAAUAUUGAAGUGGCUGUAUCGAGGUUUUCGACAAAAAUGGAUUCCAUGACCUCGCUUAUCCGACCAGACCUGAUGGGGCCACCAUGCGUUCCUCAGCAUUCGUCUCGUCAUGCCGAUGGCAAUGUGUCCGAUAUGGAUGAUAGCAGUUCACGAGGAUCGCUAUCGCAAUCUGAUUUCAGUAUGAACUAG